Molecule: messenger RNA, 1676 nt
Organism: Nylanderia fulva
Lineage: Eukaryota; Metazoa; Arthropoda; Insecta; Hymenoptera; Formicidae
Product: kelch-like protein 20
Molecular function (GO): protein binding
Source: RefSeq, a predicted model, not a curated record
AAGUACGGAAACAAUGGGUACGAGGGCCGUUGCCGUUGCGGCGGCGGCAGGUGCUGCCGGGAUGUCUGGCGAGGCAGGGUUGGCUGGUGUACCGAGACUGUUGGAAGAUCUGGCGCGACUCUCUGAGGAUAAGGACUCAGCUGAUAUCGUGUUUCUGCUAGGGAGGGACGAGACCCCAGUUUAUGCCCACAGAAUAAUACUUCAAGCCAGGUGCAAGAAUUUCACGGCCGCCAAGAGAAUCGGCACAGCCAGUAAUCCAACACCGGUGCGAAUGCCGCAUGCACAUGCGGAAACAUUUCGUCAGUUUAUUCGUUACAUCUACACUGGCAUGAUAAUACUACAAGACAGUGGGAUUUUUGAGAUGCUAGGAUUGGCACAAGAACUUGGUAUUGAAGAACUUUGGCGAAGUUGCGAGGAACAUGUAUCUGCUACUUUAAGUCCAGGAAAUGCAUGUGCUCUUUUAACCGCUGCUUUGGAGGCUCAAGAACGAGUUCCAGGUGGGAAAACUGCAUGUUCAUCUUUUAUUGAGAAAUGCUUUGCUUUUAUCGGAGAAAAUGCUGUGGAUACUGUAAAGACAACGGCGUUUUGUAAUCUUCCAAAGGAUGCUUUGGUAAAAUUAAUAUCGUCAGAUUAUCUCGGUUUGGAAGAAGAGGAUGUAUGGCGUGCUGUUCUCAAUUGGGCAAAAUAUCAGGCUGGAGUAACACAACCCACGCAACAUUGGACCGAGGAAGAACGUAUAAGGGUGUGCCAGCAUUUGUCUGGUGUGAUAAAUCAUGUAAGGUUGCUGUUGAUAGACAGCCAAGUAUUUGCAGAAGAGGUAGAACCGACUGGAGCAGUGCCAAUAGAAAUGUCAUUGGACAGAUACAGGUAUGCAGCUCUGCCAAACAAGUACUCCGAGAUUUGUUCUGACAAACGACUGCAUCCACGAGUGAGUCCGUUCCUUUUUCCAAGCUCGCAGAUCCUUUCCAGGGACAAAGUUAGUUUCCAGCGACUCUUGAAUCAAUGGUAUGGAGUACCUAAACAGAGUUGGCGAUUAGUUUAUCGAGCAUCCACUCAUGGCUAUUCUGCUGCGUCCUUUCAUCGGCACUGUGAUAACGUUUGCCCAACGUAUGUGAUAGUACUGGGGAUGCGCGGUGAAAUAUGCGGAGGAUUCAGCGACGUCCCGUGGGGUAAAACUAAUUCAAAGGCGCAAUAUAUUGCUUCAGAAAAGAGUUUUCUGUUUACAUUGACGAAUAAUCAAGACGUACCGCCGACAAAGUUCGAUAUCGUGAAGAAAUCGUUCGCAAUCUGCUAUCAUCCCGACAUAGGGCCAAUCUUUGGUGCCGGGGCUGAUCUACUUAUAUCGAGUAACUGCAAUGUCAACAAGGAGAGUUACAGCAAUCUUCCGCAUAGUUAUGAAGGAGAUCACGCGUCUAAUCAGUUAUUCAUGGGAGACUAUCACUUUUCAGUAAUCGAUUAUGAAGUUUUCACUCCGAGUCAUCCUGUUCCCAAGUCUAAUCAUUGAGUUAAUCGUUUUGAAAUAUUUAACAAAUACAUCGCUUGUAAGAAAUGUACUUAUUUUAUUCAUUACAUUUUGUUCGCGGUUUUCUUGAUGUAACAUUAAAAACUGGCGAUAAUUUAUCCGCGUUAUAUUAAUUAUAUUUUUAUAUUCAUAUUAUUACAAAAAGACAUACUUA